Molecule: messenger RNA, 792 nt
Organism: Medioppia subpectinata
Lineage: Eukaryota; Metazoa; Arthropoda; Arachnida; Sarcoptiformes; Oppiidae
Source: the annotation of a GenBank genome assembly
GGAGACACCAAAUUCGUCAUCUUGAAGCGCUACCAGAACCUCAAGGCCAUCGGCAGCGGCGCGCAGGGCAUCGUCUGCGCGGCGUUCGACGCGAAGCUCGGGGCGAAUGUGGCCAUCAAGAAGCUGUCGCGCCCUUUCCAGAACGUGACGCACGCCAAGCGCGCGUAUCGCGAGUUCAAACUCAUGCAAACCGUGGACCACAAGAACAUCAUCGGACUGUUGAACGCCUUCACGCCGCAGAAGUCGCUCGAGGACUUCCAGGACGUCUACCUGGUGAUGGAGCUGAUGGACGCGAACCUGUGUCAGGUGAUCCAGAUGGACCUCGAUCACGAGCGCAUGUCCUAUUUGCUCUACCAGAUGCUGUGCGGCAUCAAGCACCUGCACGCGGCCGCCGUCAUCCACCGGGUGAGUGGUUGUCAUGACAACACCGCCGCUAACACUGUCUCUCUGCAGGACCUGAAGCCGUCGAACAUUGUGGUGAAGAGCGACUGCACGCUCAAGAUCCUGGACUUUGGUUUGGCGCGCACGGCCGGCACCACCUUCAUGAUGACGCCGUACGUGGUCACGCGUUACUACCGCGCGCCGGAAGUCAUACUGGGCAUGGGCUACCACGAGAACGUGGACAUCUGGUCCGUGGGCUGCAUCAUGGGCGAGAUGAUCCGAGGCGCGGUGCUGUUCCCGGGCACGGACCACAUCGACCAGUGGAACAAGAUCAUCGAGCAGUUGGGAACGCCCUCUACCGACUUCAUGCGGCGGCUGCAGCCCACGGUCAGGAAUUACGUGGAAGUUUGA